AUGGCAACUUUCUCUUAUUUCCAAAACUACCCUCAUUCCCUUCUUGAUACUCUUCUUUUCCCCACAACUAACUCCUCCAUUAAGCCCUCUGGUUUCAUCGACCAAAAUCCUCUCCAUUCAACACCAAACACUUCUACAACCGAAGAUACUUCAUUGAACCCGUUUCUUGAAUUAUACACUGUUGACAAAACCGAAAGCUCUGAUGUUAAGAAACAAAGAAACACCAACACAACCGGUUCUUCUUCCGGCGACCAGCUCAGCCGCGGACCAUCCAAUGCCUCCGCCGGAAAUAAGCGUCAGAAGAAGAUAAGAAACGGGUUUAACUCCAAGGGAGUCGAGGGAAGAAAAAGUAAAAAACAGAGAAAUGGUAGCCCAAGUGACGUCAAAGAGAAGAGAGUAAGCGAAACAGAAGCUCCCAAAGAUUACAUUCACGUUAGAGCCAGAAGAGGCCAAGCUACUGAUAGCCACAGCCUCGCCGAGAGGGUGAGAAGGGAAAAGAUAAGUGAUCGGAUGAAGAUUCUCCAAAAUCUUGUUCCAGGAUGUAAUAAGGUAACAGGGAAGGCCCUCAUGUUGGAUGAGAUUAUAAAUUAUGUCCAAUCUUUGCAGAAUCAAGUUGAGUUUCUCUCCAUGAAGUUAACAUCUAUAAGUCCUGUGGUCUAUGACUUUGGUUCGGACCUUGAUGGCCUCAUAGUGAGACCCGAGAUGGGAUCCACAGAAGUAAGAGUGUCUUUUACCAAUACAAUGCCAAUAAUUACUACCCAAUUUUCUUCACUUUUGGAUGGUCCUAUAAUACCCACACAGGCACAGCUUCAGGAAGAGGUUGAAGAAAGAGAACAUUACGUAGACAGAAGUGGGCUCAACAGCAACAGCUUCUGUUCUUUCUCUUAA
Microthlaspi erraticum is the source of this 888-nucleotide messenger RNA. The record is from the annotation of a GenBank genome assembly. Lineage: Eukaryota; Viridiplantae; Streptophyta; Magnoliopsida; Brassicales; Brassicaceae.